Drosophila busckii is the source of this 1329-nucleotide messenger RNA. Its product is annotated as glyceraldehyde-3-phosphate dehydrogenase 2. The record is from RefSeq and is a predicted model, not a curated record. Lineage: Eukaryota; Metazoa; Arthropoda; Insecta; Diptera; Drosophilidae. Gene Ontology annotation, molecular function: NAD binding; oxidoreductase activity, acting on the aldehyde or oxo group of donors, NAD or NADP as acceptor; NADP binding. Gene Ontology annotation, biological process: glucose metabolic process. The transcript is spliced from 2 exons. Bases 73 to 1071 code for a protein of 332 amino acids.
GCAGUUGAUUCCUGACGGGUGAACUGAGCGAAAGUAAAAGUGUAAACCAGUAAAAAAAAAUUUUUAAUAAAAAUGUCGAAGAUCGGUAUUAACGGAUUCGGACGUAUUGGCCGCCUGGUGCUGCGUGCCGCCGUCGAUAAGGGCGCUGCAGUUGUUGCGGUUAACGAUCCCUUCAUCGAUGUGGACUACAUGGUCUACCUUUUCAAGUUCGACUCCACCCAUGGACGUUUCAAGGGCACCGUUACCGCUGAGGCCGGUUUCCUGGUCGUCAACGGCCAGAAGAUCAAGGUGUUCAGCGAACGCGACCCCGCCAACAUCAACUGGGCCAGCGCUGGCGCUGAGUACAUUGUUGAGUCCACUGGUGUCUUCACCACCAUCGACAAGGCCUCCGUGCACUUGAAGGGUGGUGCCAAGAAGGUCAUCAUCUCGGCCCCCUCUGCUGAUGCCCCCAUGUUCGUGUGCGGUGUCAACUUGGAAGCCUACAGCCCCGACAUGAAGGUCGUGUCCAACGCUUCCUGCACCACCAACUGCUUGGCUCCAUUGGCCAAGGUUAUCAACGAUAACUUCGAGAUCGUUGAGGGUCUGAUGACCACCGUGCAUGCCACCACAGCCACCCAGAAGACUGUUGAUGGCCCUUCUGGCAAGUUGUGGCGUGAUGGUCGCGGUGCUGCCCAGAACAUCAUUCCAGCUUCAACUGGCGCUGCCAAGGCCGUCGGCAAGGUCAUUCCUGCUUUGAACGGCAAAUUGACUGGCAUGGCUUUCCGCGUGCCCACCCCCAAUGUGUCCGUUGUGGACUUGACUGUGCGUCUGGGCAAGGGCGCCAGCUACGAUGAGAUCAAGGCUAAGGUGCAGGAGGCUGCCAAUGGACCCCUGAAGGGCAUUUUGGGCUACACCGACGAGGAGGUUGUCUCCACCGACUUCCUCAGCGACACUCACUCGUCCGUGUUCGAUGCUAAGGCCGGCAUCUCGUUGAACGAUAAGUUCGUGAAGCUCAUUUCCUGGUACGACAACGAGUUCGGUUACUCCAACCGUGUUAUUGACUUGAUCAAAUACAUGCAAACUAAGGAUUAAAUUCCAUAUAAUAUAAUGCAAUGUUAACUUCUCAAUAUACGCACAAACAGGAGGUGUAGCAUUUAACUAUAGACGAGAAGCAUCCACUCUUAGCCCACGUACAAGCCCAACACAAUAUCCAAUAAAAGUAUACACACUUGUAUUUCCAACAAAACCAAAAGAAAACUUCUCUUCUCCUGUUUGAACCGCGCAAAACAGUUACAUAAUUUAUAUAUAACCUAUCUCGUUAAAAAUAAAAAUAAAAAAACAAAAGCCAAA